Messenger RNA from Tripterygium wilfordii, 1837 nucleotides. Its product is annotated as protein odr-4 homolog. The transcript has 11 exons. The record is from RefSeq and is a predicted model, not a curated record. NCBI's taxonomy places the organism in Eukaryota, Viridiplantae, Streptophyta, Magnoliopsida, Celastrales, Celastraceae. Gene Ontology annotation, biological process: intracellular protein localization. Gene Ontology annotation, cellular component: endomembrane system. The coding region runs from base 133 to 1599 and encodes 488 amino acids.
CAAAAGAAGAUACUCGUAACGUCUGCUUGGGAGCCCGAAAAGGAGCUCCUGGAGUUGCGUUGUGGUUGUAGGUUUCUUCCGAUCGACGCUGAUUGGAAGUCAUAGAACACGCAGUGAUUGAAGAGAUCGGUUAUGGUAAAGGCAGUGGUCGGAGAGGAGACUCGGCUCAAAUUUGCCGAGGAUCGCCUCAGCCAAUCUGGACUCACCUCUCAGGUGGGGCUUGUGAUUGGUAAGUUCAGCUCGGCUUUAGACCGAGGAUUCGUGUUCGAUUUGGUCCCAACGCCACCCAACGAUGCCUCCGAGCCAGCUUGUUCUCUCAUCGGAACCACCAAAGAGGACAACAGAAAAGGAGCCAAAUCCAAGUCACAGUCCGUUGAUUCAUCCUCUUUGGUCGUUGAUAAGGAUUGGGUCGCCGAACACGCCCGUCAGGUGUCGAGGAUGUUAGUCGGAGGAAUGAAAGUAAUUGGAAUUUAUGUUUGGAUUAGCGAUACAGCAUUCAAGAAUUCAACCAUAAUGCUUUGCCAGACAGUGAAGGGAGUUGCAGAAGCAGCCCCCAUCUCAGAGACAGAUUGGGAUGAGAGAUUGUUAAUACAAAUUUGUUAUAGUCCAAGAAGGUGGACAUGUCGGAAUUGCUCGCUUUCCUCGAAUAUUACAUCAAGCAGUCUACGGCCAUGUGAUUUCAAAAUGGGAAGGGUCUUGGCUUCUGUUCGGACUUUUAAGUGCAUGCACAACUUUAAUCUAAGAUUGCCCAUACAUCAUGAGAGUGCAAACCAAAAAUUUGUUGACAUCCUUCGUCAUGGAAUUUCAGUUCAUUGGAAAGACUUAAAAGGUGCAAAUGCCAUGAUUGAUGGCAAUUUGGUUAUUAAUGAUGAACCAUGCUCAACAGAUGGCUUGCAUGAGGUUGAAUUACUUCUACCAUUCAUGAAGAAUACGUUUGUGGAAGCAUGCAGCCAAAAAGAUGUUGUUGGAGUUCUUGUCUUUAGUGGCUCUGUGUGUUCAUUUGCGUGCUUGAAUGCAAAAGAACCAGUUUCUCAGGCUGUUGCUGAUAUAAAGGAUGAUAUAAUUAGAAGUCUACAAAGCAGAUUAGGCAUCAUCUGCGAUGAGGCGGAAGGAGAUCAGCCUCCAGCUGAUGAUGCUAGCAGAGAAUCAAUCAAAGAACAAUCACCUGGAAAACCUGUUUCCCAACUUUCCCUAAUCUCAUUGAGAAAAACGUGCAGUCUUCCAUUUCCUAGAAGAGUCUUUGUUCCUUGGUUGGAGAAUACUUUCAUUUGUGACUACCUACAACCAUCUGAGACACUUGAGGUUUUAAAAGAUCGCUGCCUGGAGUUGAUGUCCAUGGAAGCACCAAAUGAUGCCUCAACUAUUUUAGAACCAGAAGGAGCAGCUCUCUCAUUAAGAGCCAAAUCUUUUUGGGAUGUGGCAAUCCCCUUCGCUUCAUCACUUGAUUUGUCCGUACAGAAGGAUAACGUCAAUGCAACUGCAACGUUCUCAGAAAGCAGUGCAAAAGCAGAGAAGUCAACUAAUAUCAACGUCAUAGCUGCUGUUUUCUUCCUUUUCCUUUCCCUCUUGGUAGGAUUCCUGCUUCUUAGAAGAUCGUAGCUCACCAAGGGAGUUGUAGCAUAUAAAUCAUAAAGUUUAGAAAAAAAAAAUAAAGAAAAUAUGCAGAAAAAGAAGAGGAGAAUCAAGUAGAGACUAAGAGAGCUAUGAUUGUCCGUUAAUUAUCGUUAGUUUUUUAAAUAGCGUUCACUUUGCAUUCACAUAAGCUGGGUUUAAGUUUGUGUUGUUUGUUAUGAUAUUUCAAGUUAAUCUGUGCGUUAUCAGGAUUGCUUUGCCUUGA